Molecule: messenger RNA, 1095 nt
Organism: Zingiber officinale
Lineage: Eukaryota; Viridiplantae; Streptophyta; Magnoliopsida; Zingiberales; Zingiberaceae
Product: nuclear transcription factor Y subunit A-1-like
Exons: 7
Coding region: 280-888 (202 amino acids)
Biological process (GO): regulation of transcription by RNA polymerase II
Cellular component (GO): CCAAT-binding factor complex
Molecular function (GO): DNA-binding transcription factor activity, RNA polymerase II-specific; RNA polymerase II cis-regulatory region sequence-specific DNA binding
Source: RefSeq, a predicted model, not a curated record
CUCUCGAUGUUUUUGUUUCUAUUUCCUCGCCGUCGCUUUCAGUCGUUUCGUUGAAUAGCGCGAUCGGCUGCGGGAGUCUGCGUUAUUGCGGGGUUAGGGUUUGUUUCCUCGUUGGGAUCAGGCAAAGCAAGUGGCGGCUUCGAGGACUUCUCUUCGAUCUGAUUGGCUCGUUGACGACUCCAAGGAGGAGUCGGCGCAAUUCGAUUGGAGUAGGCAGUCGACAGCGCCGUUUUCGGCAGUCCAUGUGAUUCAGAAAUGGCUUAAUUUGGGAGGACAUGCAUGCAGUUUGUUUGCAAGCUUAGACGAAUAAUGGAAUCGCAUCCUGGUGUUCCAAGUACACCUGGUUCGAGCAUGGAACAGGAGCUGUGGGCCGCAGCCAGUCUUCGACCAGAUGAGAACCAGAAUUAUCUCCAGGGUGCUCCAUCAAUGAUGGGCGAGUAUCUCGCACCCCAGACUCAGCUGGAGUUUGGUCAUUCAAGUGUCUAUGCUAUGUAUCCAUCAACAGAUCCUUAUUUUACUGGCCUAUUAGCUCCUUAUGGCACUCAAGCAAUGCUUCAUCCUCAGAUCAUCGGAAUGCCUCACUCUCGCUUGCCUUUACCUCUGAACAUGGCAAGGGAACCAAUUUAUGUUAAUGCUAAGCAGUAUCACGGUAUUCUAAGGCGAAGACAGUCCCGGGCGAAGGCUGAACUUGAGAAAAAAGCCAUAAGAGCUCGAAAGCCGUAUCUGCAUGAGUCCCGUCAUCAACAUGCAGUGAGGAGAGCUAGGGGCUGCGGAGGUCGUUUCCUAAAUUCCAAGAAUGCUGAUCAAAGCGACGACGCACAGGAAGCUCUCAAUUCUCGAGCAUCGCAUGAUCGCCCAGCAGGUGAAAGAGGGAAGGAGGACAAAUGACGAUGUCAGUAGAGCAGAGGGAUUGACAGAGUGAAGGUCCAGGUGUAAAUGAAGCUGCUGCUAUCUUCAGAGUUUGUAGAUCGAUGGUUGCCUACUUGAUUAGGCGAGUGGAUUAGGGUUUGUCCUCUUGCCACUUUUGUUAAUGUACAUGCCAACUCUUAAAAUUAAUUAUCAGUUUCAGUUUUAUUUAAUUUUAAUAAAAAAAUA